Molecule: messenger RNA, 558 nt
Organism: Solanum dulcamara
Lineage: Eukaryota; Viridiplantae; Streptophyta; Magnoliopsida; Solanales; Solanaceae
Product: stigma-specific STIG1-like protein 1
Exons: 1
Coding region: 82-558 (158 amino acids)
Source: RefSeq, a predicted model, not a curated record
CAUUUCAUUCUUCUUUCCCAUACCCUCAAACAAAAAUAACGAAAUCGAACACCUCAACGUACAUUUCACCUUCUCCAAAAGAUGAAGGUGAUGAAAAUCUUGAUCUCCCUCGCCAUUACCAUGGCGCUCGCCAUAGCUAUCAUCACCACCACCACUACCAUUACUCAAACUAUUGACAAAUUCGAAAACAUGGAUCAUGAAAGGCUCUCAACUCCAAAGUUGCCACCGUUGAAGAAGAAAUUAGUUGCAAGUCGUUUUCUCAUCGAACAACAGAAACCGAAGAACCCUAGAGCAGCCGAUCACUGCCACAAGGACAACGAAAUAUGUACCGCUCUCGAAAUUGGCGGGACAAACACAACUUGCUGCAACAACAAAUGUAUCGAUUUAUCGUACGAUGACCAUAAUUGCGGUGCCUGCAAGAAGAAAUGUCCGUUUACGGAGACUUGCUGUAGGGGUGAAUGUGUAAAUUUGUCAUAUGAUAAAAGGCAUUGUGGAUAUUGCAACAACAGGUGCAUGACUGGUGGAUACUGUUUUUAUGGAAUGUGUGAUUACGCCUAA